Equus caballus (horse) is the source of this 1682-nucleotide messenger RNA. RefSeq names its product transmembrane protein 86B (gene TMEM86B). Gene Ontology annotation, molecular function: alkenylglycerophosphocholine hydrolase activity. The record is from RefSeq and is a predicted model, not a curated record. Gene Ontology annotation, biological process: ether lipid metabolic process. NCBI's taxonomy places the organism in Eukaryota, Metazoa, Chordata, Mammalia, Perissodactyla, Equidae. Gene Ontology annotation, cellular component: membrane.
GGGGUGGUGACACUUCUGUUCAGACCAGGAGGGGGUUUACCAGGAGGAGGACCCAAGCCUGGCCUGCCUUGUCUGCCACCUGGACCCGGUGACCAUCUCUGGGGACCCAGUAGGUCCAGGCCUUCCACACGAAAAAUCACAGCAUAGACCAAGUUCGCUUGUGCAACAUGUAUGUGACAUCCAGAGCUGUGGGCCAGCAUGGUGACGAUGACCUUGGAUAACUCAUUCUUGGCGUGCACUCGUUCCGUUUGUGGUGGAGGCACCUGAGGCCCAUCCGUUCUGCGGGGAAGGAGCCCUGCUGAGGCCAGAGCCUGGGACUUCGGGGCUGCGGCGGGAGCCCAGGGACCCUAGGGCGGCGAGGGGAGGAGGGAGUUUCCAUCCUGUCAGCCGAGAUGUAGGGUGUCGGUGCUGCCCUGCCCCAACUCCGCAUUCCCUUCGACUGGGCACUGGACAACGGGAGGGGCAUUUGUAGCCGCAGCCCCUGGGGGAUGGGGGCUGUGGGGAGAGCAGGGACCCCUGGGUCCCAGGGCCCCUUAUCAGCGGGUGCCAGGCAGCUCCCUGGGCCCUGUUAUCAGUCCCAGAGUCCACAGGACGCUCCUAGGGUUAACGUGUAACCACACGCUGUCCCUUCCACCCCCAAAGCCACUGGUGUCCACAUAUGAGCCACUCGGGGGGCUCACAGGCCAACAUGGACGCUGGGAAAGAGGGGCUGCCCCGGAAGCCUCGCUCCGCCCAACCACCACACGUGGGCAGGUGGCUGAGCCUCUUCUUCCUCGCCUGUGCUGCCUACUUCAUCCUGUGGAUCCCCGGGGACCCACCGUCCUGCAUCGGUGCCCUGGUCAAGUGCCUGCCCAUCCUCUGCCUGGUGGCGCUCCUGCGGGCCGUGCGUGCCAGAGUAGUCCUGCAGGGGGCCCUGCUGUCCUCAGCCGUGGGGGACGCCUGCCUCGUCUGGCCUGCCGCCUUCCUCUACGGAGUGGCCGCCUUCACCGUGGCCCACCUGUUCUACCUCUGGGCCUUCGGCCUGACUCCGCUGCAGCCAGGCCUCCUGCUGCCUGUCGUCCUGGUCUUUGUCCCCUACUACGGCCUCCUGCUGCCGCAUUUGUUGCCCGACAUGCUCCUGCCCCUGACAGCGUAUGUGCUGGUCCUGGCUGCCAUGCUGUGGCGUGGCCUGGCCAGAGGCGGGAGCGCCGGCUGGGGCUCACUGCUCUUCACGCUCUCGGAUGCCCUGCUGGCCUGGGAUACCUUUGCCCAGCCCCUGCCCUACGCCCGCCUGGCAGUCAUGGCCACCUACUACUCCGCCCAGGUCCUUAUCGCCCUGUCGGGCUUCCGGGGCCCUGGGCUCAAGACCAACUAAGCAGGGGCCAUGGUGGGCUGGUCUCCGCCCCCUCCCCUCCCACAAGGGCCUGGACGUCCCAGACCGGCUCACCUGAGAAACUCCCUCGGGGCUAGGAACCAGGCUCCCCAGACUGCUGUCCACAGGCGCUGGCUGUCUGGAGACGUGUGGGAACUGUUCGCAGAACCCCGAAUCCGCCACCAUGUUCCCACCGCCUUCCUCCUGGUCCGUUUCCAGGCCCUUCAGCCAGGCCCACGCUGGGCCCUCCCCAGCCUCCCACUGCCUGCCCGCUUCCCUCUGGCUCUCAGCUGUUUUUCUGUGGCCUGAGUAAAGUGGACUUUGAAAUGGC